This is a messenger RNA of Schistocerca cancellata (South American locust), 7807 nucleotides long. It is a transcript of the gene Upf1, whose product is annotated as regulator of nonsense transcripts 1. Gene Ontology annotation, molecular function: ATP binding; RNA binding; RNA helicase activity. Gene Ontology annotation, biological process: nuclear-transcribed mRNA catabolic process, nonsense-mediated decay. Bases 124 to 3492 code for a protein of 1122 amino acids. Lineage: Eukaryota; Metazoa; Arthropoda; Insecta; Orthoptera; Acrididae. The transcript has 18 exons. Gene Ontology annotation, cellular component: cytoplasm. The record is from RefSeq and is a predicted model, not a curated record.
CAUGGCGUCAGUGCGUCGUGUUUAGUGGUAGUUCAGUUGCGUUUGCUGCUCUUGUACCCAGUGUAUUUGGCGACUUUUGUAUUUUAGUUUGUGUAAUACACGUUUGAAAAGAAUACUUUCAUAAUGAGCGUUGACGCGUAUGGACCAAGUUCGCAAACGCUAACAUUUUUGGACACGGAAGAUGCUGACCUUAUCGGUGCUGAUACCCAAGGUUCUGAAUUCGAUUUUACAGAUUUUACGUUGCCUUCACAAAGUCAAACACAAGCAUCCCAGCUGGACGUUGGACACAGCCAGUCAACACAAAAUCAACUGAAUGGUGACAUUGGGGAAAAUGGUCUGGACGCAGAUAUCACAGCAACAGCAAAAGCACUGGGAGAACUUCAGUUUGAGGAAGAGGAAGAUGAAGCAUAUUACAAUAAGGACCUUCCAGAAUUUGCAUGCAAAUAUUGUGGUAUCCAUGACCCUAGUUGUGUAGUCAUGUGCAACAUAUGCAAAAAAUGGUUUUGCAAUGGACGAGGAAACACAUCUGGUUCUCAUAUAAUAAAUCAUCUUGUGCGUGCAAAACAUAAGGAAGUGACUCUACAUAAGGAUGGACCAUUAGGAGAGACGAUUCUCGAAUGCUACUCAUGUGGUGUAAGAAAUGUGUUUGUACUGGGUUUCAUACCUGCUAAAGCUGAUUCUGUAGUCGUUUUGCUCUGUCGACAACCAUGUGCUGCCCAGAAUUCCCUCAAAGACAUGAAUUGGGACCAGGAACAGUGGAAACCACUGAUUGCAGACAGAUGCUUCCUUACAUGGCUGGUGAAGAUCCCUCUGGAACAAGAGCAGUUGCGUGCAAGACAGAUAACAGCUCAGCAAAUAAAUAAGCUAGAGGAACUCUGGAAAGACAAUAUUGAUGCAACGUUCCAAGAUUUGGAGAAACCUGGUGUGGAUGAAGAACCACAACAAGUUUUAUUGAGAUAUGAAGAUGGCUAUCAGUAUCAGAAUAUAUUUGGACCUCUUGUCAAGUUGGAAGCUGAUUAUGACAAGAAACUGAAAGAGUCUCAGACACAGGAGAAUAUAGAAGUUAGAUGGGAUGUUGGCUUGAACAAAAAAAUAAUUGCAUACUUCACACUGGCAAAAACUGAUGGUGACAUGAAACUCAUGCAUGGUGAUGAACUGAGACUGCGUUACUUGGGAGAGAUGCAUAAACCGUGGUCUGGUGUUGGUCACGUCAUAAAAAUACCAGACAACUUUGGUGAAGAAGUGGGUAUUGAGUUGAAGAACAACAGUGGUGCACCAACUGAAUGUAGUUCACAUUUUGUUGUAGAUUUCAUUUGGAAGUCAACUUCAUUUGAUAGAAUGCAGCAGGCACUAAGAAAAUUUGCGAUGGAUGAUUCUUCUGUGUCUGCUUACAUUUAUCAUCGCUUACUUGGGCAUGAAGUUGAUGAAGUGUUAUUUCGUUGCCAUUUGCCUAAACAUUUUUCUGCUCCACAUCUUCCAGAUCUCAACAGAUCACAGGUGUAUGCUGUGAAGCAUGCAGUCCAGCGCCCAUUGUCGCUGAUUCAGGGACCACCAGGAACUGGCAAGACUGUUACAUCAGCAACUAUUGUUUACCAUCUAGUGAAGCAGAGUGGUGGUUCAGUACUUGUUUGUGCUCCUUCAAACAUAGCUGUUGACCAGUUAACUGAGAAGAUUCAUCAGACGGGCCUGAAAGUUGUUCGUCUCUGUGCAAAAUCACGUGAAGCUAUUGACUCCCCCGUCUCCUUUCUCGCUUUGCAUAAACAGAUACGAAUUAUGGACAGCAAUACCGAACUGCAGAAGCUACAGCAGUUGAAAGAUGAGACAGGUGAACUGUCCUCUGUAGAUGAAAAAAGGUACCGCAUGCUGAAGAAAGCUGCUGAGAAAGAGCUUUUGGAGGCUGCAGAUGUUAUCUGUUGUACCUGUGUGGGUGCAGGUGACCCACGCUUACAACGCUUGAAAUUUCAUUCAAUUCUUAUUGAUGAAAGUAUGCAAGCAACAGAACCGGAGUGCAUGGUUCCAGUUGUACUAGGAGCGAAACAGCUAAUUCUUGUUGGUGAUCACUGCCAGUUGGGCCCAGUGGUUAUGUGCAAAAAAGCUGCACGUGCCGGAUUGUCGCAGUCAUUGUUUGAACGUUUGGUUGUAUUGGGGAUCCGCCCAUUCAGGCUUGAGGUGCAAUAUAGAAUGCAUCCAGAAUUAUCCAAAUUUCCUUCAAAUUUUUUCUAUGAAGGCUCACUACAGAAUGGAGUGUGUGCAGAUGAACGUAAAUUGACAAAAAUUGAAUUUCCAUGGCCACAGCCAGACAAGCCAAUGUUUUUUUAUGUAACUCAAGGCCAAGAAGAAAUCGCAGGCUCUGGAACAUCAUAUUUAAAUCGCACAGAAGCAGCAAAUGUUGAAAAAAUUACAACAAGAUUUUUGAGGUGUGGAGUUAAGCCUGAGCAGAUUGGUGUCAUAACACCAUAUGAGGGACAACGAGCGUACUUGGUGCAGUACAUGCAGUAUCAGGGCUCAUUGCAUGCGAAGCUCUACCAGGAAAUAGAAGUUGCUAGUGUAGAUGCUUUCCAGGGUAGGGAAAAGGAUCUGAUCAUCAUGUCUUGUGUGCGUUCUAAUGAACAUCAAGGAAUUGGAUUCUUAAAUGACCCAAGAAGACUGAAUGUUGCACUCACACGUGCAAAAUAUGGGAUUAUAAUCGUUGGCAACCCAAAAGUGCUAUCAAAGCAACCUUUGUGGAAUCACCUGCUGAAUUUUUAUAAAGAACAGAAAGUUCUAGUUGAAGGCCCCCUAAACAAUCUGAAAGAAUCAAUGAUCCAGUUUGCAAAACCAAAGAAGAUCGUAAAUACAGCAAACCCUGGAACUCACUUCAUGUCUACAUCAAUAUAUGAUGCCCGAGAGGCAUUGGUUCCAGGAAGUGUGUAUGAUCGCACUAGCCAUUUAAAUGGCACACCAGCACCUAAUCAUUUUUUCCCUAGACCAACAAAUGGUGUACCAAUGGACUUAUACAGCCGCACUCAUGAUCCUGCAAGUUAUAUAUCCCCAGAAAGGGCUCAAGCUGCACUAGCAAAUAUUCCAGUACCGGUUGGUAUGUUCAUGAAUAUGGCACAUGUUCCACCACGCUUUUACAACCAGCAUCAGCAGGCUUUGCAAGCACGACAAAACCAGAGAAACAGAGCAGCAACGAGGAACAAAGUUAAGAACACACGCAAUUCUGUAAAAACUGGACUUAAUCAAGCAGGGCAGAGUCAGGAUGCAACACAAUCUUACAGUCAAGCUGCACCACUAACGCAAGGAAUGUCACAGGGAAUGUCGCAACCUGGAUUUAGCCUGUCACAGCCAGGACUUUCCCAGCCUGAGUUGUCACAGGACAGUUAUAUGGUGGGAGAAUUCCAGUCACAAAUGGAUGGACUCCUGUCACAGGAUUCAACCUACCAAGGAGACCGCUCAGCCUUUUUCACUGGCGGCGCUUCACAAGGAGGACAGUUCUCACAGCCAUAUUGAGCACGCGGGCGGUGGCUGGUUCGCGGAGCGUCGCGGGAGCGGCACGAAGUGACACAAACCCAAUUGAGGGGCGGACGGAGACGGUAGUAGAGUGGAACAUCCAAACAUGCAAGUGCAAGAGAGACAGCUGGGAGCUGUCAGCCGAUGUGUGGGAGAGGCAAAGAAGCUGCUGCUGCUACUGCUGCUGUUGGAGCAAUCGCUACCCACCGGAACCGGAAGCCGACCCCCGGAAAUACAACCUGAAUACUGAUCCAGAUCUGGCAAGGUUUACUGCUUGGUAAGUGCAGUGCCACAGUCUGUCAGGGAUCACAAGAAUGGGAAAUUGAAUGGUUACCAAUGCCAGCUUCUGUUUUGAAGUAUUGCCAACAAGGGUACAGCAAAUCAUAAUUUAUGUAAGUCAUGACACAUGAAACAGAAUUUUUGUAGAAGUGCCAAAGUGGCUUGUUUCUUUUUAUGAGUUUUAAAAACUCCUAUAAUAAUUCACACAUUAUAAGAAUGAGUGAGAAGGAAACAACUUACACAUUCUUACACAUUUCAGUUUGUUUGAAAAUUUUAUUGUGUGGGGAAAAGUUUUUGCACUCUUUACAUUUUAAUUUUCUGUUCGUGUUGAGAUGAAUGUGAGCAAAUACAUUUUAGAAAUUGCACUGGGAAUAGCAUGCUGCAACAUGCUUUCAGCAUUAUCAGUCCUCCAUGCCUGUAGGAUUUCCAUUUAUGCAUUAUUUGUAUCUUUAUCCCUAAUUUCUGGGAUGGUUAGGCAAGAGUUGCCCUCGUGGAUGUGUGUUACUAUUCCAGAGGGUGAAGCAAAAGGUGACGUUUCAAAUUCAGUUGUGAAUUAGUAUUACACAUUUAGAGAAGUUUUAACUCAGUAAUAUGAGCUUAACCUAAUGCUCAUUUCUUGAAAUUUUUUGCUGAUGUAAUAGUUUUGAGUUUAAAUUGCAAAAAUCAAUGAUUAAAUGUACUGUGGACUUUGUAACAAAUUCCUCUAAUUUGAAAAUGUAAUCUCUGCCUGUGCAGUUUAUCUUUAUUGUUAGGAUUUUAUAAUUUAUAUAGUUUGAUAUACUGACUGAAAUUACACCCAUUUGUGUUUGUGAAAUGUCAUUAAGAAACAUGGGCAAAUAAAUCAAAUAACCAGAAUGGGAAAAAUAGAGCUUUUAUUAUUUUUUCUGUUAGUCGUUUGGAUCAUACUGCCAUCACUCUAAGUGCAAACUAAUGUUAAGUUUUUGGGAAGUGUAGUAGAAUAAAGCAAAUUUGAUUUUUGUGAACAGUGGUAUAUUUUUGAUAAACGUUGUAUUUCUACCCUUGGUAUGGUACAAACAUGAAGUCUCACUGCUCUGCUUAAUGUAGAAAAACUUUUAUAAUGAUUUUACUUUGUUGUAAUAAUUAAAUGAAAAUGUUGGUUCUUGCAUUAGGGGCAACUGCUGGGUGACGAAUGAAAUUUCUGUUUUAAAUAUUUUAUUUUAGAAAUAGAAGAGAUUUUCAACGAACACACACACACACACACACACACACACACACACGAGUUAUGUAAAAUGUUGUUUUAGUUUUUAUUUCUCCAUGAAAAUAUGUCUUAGUUCAGACAGAAUCCCUGUGUAUAGAGGGUGAAAAAUUUUAAUCAGAGCUUUUGGAAUGUAGUUGCAAUGCAACACCCACAAUGUGAAAAUGAGAAAUCAAUUCCUUGCAGACUGCUAUGAAGUCUGCAGAGUGCCUUCGUCAGAGCCUCAUGUCAUACAUGCAUGUAAUUGCUUGUAAGUUUAAACACAGUGUAUAACAACUGACAUUUGUUCUGUUCUUCUUUUAGAGCUAAUAUGACCAUCUACCAUUUAUUAUCAUUUGUAAUCAAGAUUUCAUCAGCAGUCAUACACUGUAUGUUCACAUGUAUGACCAUAUAUCCAAGAAUAUAUGUUGUCAAAUUUUAAGAUUUGUAAUGGUUAAUAGCUUAACAUUAUUAAUGCACUUCCCUUUUUGUUGUCUGUAUCAGUUACAAAAGUAGUUAAUUAGAGUUAGCAGUCAUAUAGGUAAUUGUUUCCUUUGUUUGCUGUGUUGAUAUGCCAUGAAGGAUUAGUUGUUCAAACAUUGUGGUGUGCUGUAGGUGUGUAAAGAGUUUCACAAUUACCGUGGAACAGUUGUACGGAAAUGAAAUGUUACUGGAGUGUGAUCUUUUUAUGCUCCUUAGGUCUUGGGAAAAUUUCAUGAGAUUCUGCAAAAGUGAAAAGGUUGAUGAAUAUUUAAUAUAGUGAUGGGAUUGAAUAUUUAAUUCCAUUUUCAAAUCCUCUUUCAUUCUUCCAACUUAAUAAAACCAUUGCACCAUUAUGGCAUAUCCAUGGAAAUAGAUUUUCGUUUCUCUCUCUUUUUUUUAUGGUAGUGGGUCAAAUUUCAAGGACUCAGUGCAUUUUGUACGAUGGGUUAAAACACCUCAGUUAUUUGCUAUAGAUACUUUGCUUAGUGGGGAAGUCUUGGAUCAUCGAAAGAUGUUUAUCCGUCCAGUGUAUUUGGCUUCCUGUUUUAGAUAUGGCUUUAUGUAUAUGGAAAUUAUUGGUAUUGUCUAAAAUUCAUUGAAUGUGGAUGUUAGUAGUAUAGCAUGAACAAAAUAUUUUUAAAACAAAUAGUGUGGUAUUGAAAUGUGACCAUAUUGUACAUGGUCUUUCCAAGUUCACUGAGAUAAUACUGUAGUACCUGAAAGUGGCCUUUUGAAAUGUAGCAGUCUUUCAGAGUUCCUUAUCAAGAAAUAGAAACAUCAUUUAUUCCAUAAAUAAAAUGUGUAUUGGAAAGACAGUUGAGAUACAAAUGUUGCUGUGUGUGGCAUUUCUUACAGUGAAUUCCGAACUCUUGUGGUUGCAGAUUAGUCCUUUAUCGUAUAAGUUUGAAUGUGGGAGGCAUUUGUGUCGUGAAAUGAGUAUUGUUUCAGAUGUCUGGCCAAGUUUUAAUAAGCAAUCACCAUAGGGUGCUCAUUUUGUGAACAUACCAUGAAUUCAAUUUGAUUAUGGUUCCCAAAAGGCAAUGUGUGUAUAACAACAAAAUUUCUUUGAUCUUAGGAAUAUACAAACUGUAUGCAAUUUUCAUUUAGUUCAUUACUAAGCUGUCGUUCAAGGUGAAAAACAAUGUAUGAAUCAUUAAACAGAGCCCAGCAAAAAGAAAAGAUCACCUGCAUUCUUCCACAAAACACUAAUUUUCAGAUAUGUUCAUGUGUACAGUUGCUUACACUCAUUUGUAAACUGCAUUACAAGAAAAAUUAUAUUGGUUUUCUAUAAUUUCCUGUUCUGUAAGGGUAUCAUUUUUUGCAUGUAUGUGUUUGUAUGAUGUGAACUAUUAAAAAGUAUUUCGAAGCGAGUCUAUUUUAAUAAUUCAUACCAAGGGAAGAAACAGCUGAGAUUCACUGUUCUUCAUUGCACUGUCAGAUUAUCUGUAUUACAGUUAAAGUUGAAUUUGUGGUUUUAUGUAGUGUUUUUUUUUCUCUAAAUUUUGUAGUGUAAUAGGUAUGGUGUGCAGUAAUAAGUAAAUUACGUCUUUCUUUGAUUGUGUUGCAGAUACAGUGAUUGUUUUUGUUUGAAAUUUAAUAUUGCUUUAUCACUCUCAAUGAUGGUAUCUCGUUGACACCGUAAAUGCUGUGUUCAGUAUUUAUUGGUAAUUUGAAAAGAAUUCGGAUAUUGCUUGUCAGCUGUGUACUGCUAUGAUAAAGAUAUUUUAAGUAUUUCUUAGUUGUAAUGACAUUUCAGAAUAUUAAAUUUUAUCCCGAAUAUUGUAAAAUAAGGUAAUAUACUUCCUUAUACCUGCUUAAGCGAGCUACAUAGCAGUGCACAUUUUGUAAUCUCACUGUUAAUGUUAUAAAAAAUUGUGGCAAGCAAGCAGAUUUGCACAAACUAGAACUUCACAUUUUAUUUCUUGAGUAUUUACGGAGUUUGUGGUACCGACAAGCAGUAGAAUUUAUCUCGACUGUGCAUUACUUCUCAUAGUAUUUGUGAAAUGUUACCCUCAGUUUUAUUUCUGUUUACAGCUAGGAGUGGUUUAUGAAUAACUUUGUUGGUUGUUGUUUUAUGCGAAGUAGGAAGGAACUUUAUGGAUAAGUGACUCCAUAUAAGUCAGCUGACAUUAUCAUUUUUUUCCUUCAGUCCUUGUUUCUUGAAGUUCAAUCCUGUGGCAUGAUGUUCUUUACAAAUAAUAGUGACAAGUAUUAUGAUUUAUUAACAAAAUGUUUUUAUGUUAAUGGAAAUACCAGAAAUAAAUCCCUCAAAUUAUCAUAGUAGUUUACUGUGUUAAAAUCACCUUAAUGCCAUUGUGUCAGUUAGCAAUAAAGAGCUGAUAUUGUUAGAUAUUGUGA